GACGAUGCCGCAGCCAUUUUUGGUCCGCCAUUCGAUAAUCUCACACGACUUCGUCUACACGCUUGGUGUCUUUUUUCCAAGCAGACAUUCUGUUAAUAACUUUGUGCUGUACACGUUAGGUAAAUAUACAAGCUGUUAUAUUUAAAUAAAUAAAACUGCCAAUUUGUUUGCAGUAUUGGUGCCACGGGUCCGAUUCGUGAACAUCUCUAGAUUUCAAUCAUAAUAACUUGGUCGAAUUCUACGAUAAAUACCUUAAGUAUUGCGUCGUGUUUCGUUAUUUCGUUACAAUUGUGUUUUGUCUUGCAUGUCAAUAAUUUUUUAUAAGUUUUAUUAGCAGCGCUGGAAGGUGGUUUAUGGUUCUACGUUGUAGUUUUGAAACGGUAAAAUAUGUUGAAUAUUAAACCUGAAAAUGACGAUGCAGAAGAAUACUCCGUUGAACCAAAACCGUUUGAUGUGCUGUUCAAAAACAAUGAAAUAACUAUAGUAGAGGAUUAUUUGGUAAAGAAUGAAGUGGAUGAUACUUAUGAAGUUUUGAAGCGGUUUAAUAUAUUGAAAAUUAAACCUGAAAAUGAUGAAACAGAAGAAGAGUUGUUGGAAAAAUCGUUUGAAGUCAAUGAAACUAAACCGUUUGAUAUGCAGUUCAUAAACAAUGAAAUUUCUACAACAAAUAAGUGUUUAGUAAAGAAUGAAGUCGACAAUAAUUAUGAUAUUUAUUUUUCGUGUAAAGCGACAGAUAUCUCAAAUAAUACAAAGACAAUGGAUUGUAGUUUUAACGAAACUAUAGAUAAUCAUUCUCAGAAAGAUAUAUACAAAAUACGUCGGUUCGACUGCAAUAUGUGUCAAAGGAGGUUUACAACCAAAAGUAAUAUAAUCCGGCAUAUUGCGAAAUCGCAUUCCAGUACUUCCAUUGAAAAGAAAACACCUCAAAAAAAUAAAGUCAAUCAUCGUAACAGCAAAAUCAAAGGAAAUACUCGAAACAAAGAUGGCCUAUUUAAUUGUGGUAUUUGUUUGAAAACGUUUUCAUUAAAAUCAAGCCUGAGAAGACAUUGGCGCGUUCAUACCGUGGAGAAACCCUUUAAAUGCGAUAUCUGUGAAAAAACAUUUGGUAGACAACAUCACCUCAAGAUUCAUGAACGCAUACAUACUGGUGAGAAACCGUUUAAAUGCGAUGUCUGUAAAAAAACGUUUGGUAGACAACAUCACCUCAAAGCUCAUGAACGCAUACAUACUGGUGAAAACCCGUUUAAAUGCGAUGUCUGUGAAAAAAAAUUCGGUCAACAAUCUGAUCUCAAGAAACAUGCUCGUAUACAUACCGGUGAGAAACCUUACAAAUGCGAUAUCUGUCAAAAAACAUUCAAUCAACAUUCUAAUCUCAAGAAACAUGUACGUAUACAUAACGGCGAGAAACCUUUUAAAUGCGAUAUCUGUAAAAAGUCUUUUUGUGACCAAUUCAACCUAAAAACUCACGAAAGAACACAUACCGGGGAGAAACCUUAUAAAUGCGUUGUCUGUGAAAAAACAUUCGGUCAACAAUCUGAUCUCAAGAAUCAUGCACGUGUACAUACCGGCGAGAAACCGUUUAAUUGUGGUAUUUGUUUAAGAACUUUUUCAUUCAAAUCAAGGCUGAGACGACAUUGGCGCGUUCAUACUGGGGAGAAACCCUUUAAAUGCGAUAUCUGUGAAAAAACAUUUGGUAGACAACAUCACCUCAAGAUUCAUGAACGCAUACAUACUGGUGAGAAACCGUUUAAAUGCGUUGUCUGUGAAAAAACAUUCGGUCAACAAUCUGAUCUCAAGAAACAUGCACGUGUACAUACCGGCGAGAAACCGUUUAAAAGCGAUGUCUGUGAAAAAACAUUCAGUCAAAAGUUCUCUCUCAUAAUUCAUGAACGCAUACAUAUUGGUGGGGUGCGAUACAAAUGCUCAGCCUGUGACAAAUCAUAUGGUCGCCAAGAUACUCUCAAAAGGCAUCAAGCAAAAGCACACGGCUCAUAGAUUCAUAAACCUUACGUGACUAUAAGGCAGUUUUUCAAAAUCGAUUUGUUAUUGUUUUGCAAUUUUUUUUACUUACGAUUUAUUACAGAUUUAGUAUACUUUUAUUAGUUUUCUUAUAAUAUUUAAUUUAUUACUAUCGUUUAACAGAUCAAUAACAUAAGUAUUAGUAUUUAAUUUAUUUUUUCGACGGAUCGCAUGAAUUAUUUAGUAUUUAUAUUUUUAUAAUGUAUUUUU
This is a messenger RNA of Adelges cooleyi (spruce gall adelgid), 2229 nucleotides long. Its product is annotated as zinc finger protein 436-like. Gene Ontology annotation, molecular function: RNA polymerase II cis-regulatory region sequence-specific DNA binding; DNA-binding transcription activator activity, RNA polymerase II-specific. The coding region runs from base 388 to 1995 and encodes 535 amino acids. Gene Ontology annotation, biological process: regulation of transcription by RNA polymerase II. Gene Ontology annotation, cellular component: nucleus. Lineage: Eukaryota; Metazoa; Arthropoda; Insecta; Hemiptera; Adelgidae. The record is from RefSeq and is a predicted model, not a curated record. The transcript is spliced from 4 exons.